CAAUUCAAUGCACAACAAAUUUGCGUUUCAAGAUGAUCAAAUUGUUGCUGGUAGCAUCUCUGCUCUUCGUCUCUGCAGCCACGGCUCAGGAUGAACCAGAGGAAUGCGUACGUGCCUCAACCAGUUCACCGUUGGACAACGACAAAACACCUCAGUUCAUAGUUAUGUCUUUCGAUGAUUCUGCAACUAAUCUAGUGUAUGAAGAAUUCUACAAGAAUAUCUUCAACGGGCGCAGCAAUCCAGACGGAAAUCCAAUCAAAGCGACGUUCUUAAUCCCUCACGAAUACACCGAUUACGAAGUCGUCAAUCGUCUCUACAACGAAGGUCACGAAAUCGGAGUUCACUCGAUCACGAAGAAAGCUGAAGCAGCUUAUUGGCAAUCCUCAUCUGUUGAGAAUCUUGUGGACGAGUUCAAGGGUCAAAAAGAGAUCAUCUCUAAAUUCGCCAACAUUCCUGAGGAUCACAUCAGGGUGGUGAGGACGCCGCAUUUGCAGCUCGCCGGAGACAAGAGCUUCGAGGCGUACAAAAGAUCAGGUCUGGACAUCGACAGCAGUUGGCCGGCGCUCUCCAAAACCAAACUCUUCCCAUACAAUCUGAAGUGCAAGAGCAACGCUCAAUGCUCGAUCGGCGAGUGCCCUGAAGAGAGCUACGACGAGAUGUGGGUCGUUCCGAUCAACAACAUCAAGGGUGUAAAUGACAUCGAGUGCAACACGCUUUUCGCAUGCCAAAUGAACUUGACGCAACCGGAAUUGAGCCAAUGGUUGUUGCGUGAAUUCAAGAGCGCUGCGGCGAAUAAAAGUCCGUUCAGUUUAUUGGUGAACAGCGCUUGGUUCACCAUCUAUCCCGACGCUUUGGCCGCUCUUCAAGCUUUCAUUGAUGAAGUUCUGGAUGAAGGAAACACCUAUUUCGUCUCACAUUCGGAAUUAGUCGAAUGGGCUAAAAAUCCUGUCGAGGCAGCCAAUUUUGAAACCGUUGCUGAACCGAGGAGUGCUGAAUGUGAGAUAAAUAACAUUUGUCCUUUAGAUUUCGAAGAGUUUGGUACCAGAUACAUGAAGUCUUGCGUCAAAUGUCCACCGAAAUAUCCGUGGUUGGGAAACCCACAAGGAUUGAUGGAAUAAACCAAUUAUCUAUAAUGUAUAUUGAUUAAUUCAAUAAGAAAAAACAUGAUUAUCUAUU
Nicrophorus vespilloides is the source of this 1176-nucleotide messenger RNA. RefSeq lists its product as uncharacterized. The coding region runs from base 33 to 1118 and encodes 361 amino acids. Gene Ontology annotation, biological process: carbohydrate metabolic process. The transcript has 4 exons. Gene Ontology annotation, molecular function: hydrolase activity, acting on carbon-nitrogen (but not peptide) bonds. Lineage: Eukaryota; Metazoa; Arthropoda; Insecta; Coleoptera; Silphidae. The record is from RefSeq and is a predicted model, not a curated record.